Messenger RNA from Mytilus trossulus (common blue mussel), 5216 nucleotides. Its product is annotated as upstream stimulatory factor 2-like. The transcript has 9 exons. Gene Ontology annotation, molecular function: DNA-binding transcription factor activity, RNA polymerase II-specific; RNA polymerase II cis-regulatory region sequence-specific DNA binding; protein dimerization activity. NCBI's taxonomy places the organism in Eukaryota, Metazoa, Mollusca, Bivalvia, Mytilida, Mytilidae. The record is from RefSeq and is a predicted model, not a curated record. Bases 149 to 1105 code for a protein of 318 amino acids. Gene Ontology annotation, biological process: regulation of transcription by RNA polymerase II.
UCUUAGACGUAUUUCUCCGCACACUUUUUCAGCAAGAACGGCCAUUUUUGUCACAUGUUCAAUUCGCAUCUCACAUGACCUGUUGUUUGGCCCCGUGAUCAACUUUUGCUAUAUUCCUGGCAAAUUCAAACGAUCGUCAAAAAGUCACAUGGAUAUGCUAGAUCAAGCACUGGAAGCAAGUGAACAAAAGAAUCAUGAUUCCAACAAUUCAGAUGAUGUCACUUUAACACACCAUGACCCAGGAGAUCAUGAAGAACAUGCAACAAUAGCAAAUGUACAAACAGUUGGAGGACAAGCUUUAGCUCUGGAUCCAAAUAUUCAGUAUCAGCUCAGGGCUGAUACAGGGCAAGGUCAAGUGACUUACAGAGUAGUACAAGUAGCAGGUGAUGGCAAUGAGACGACAGCACAAGUUGUUGCAAGUAAUGCUUUCCCACAGGUAACUCAGGCAGUCAUACAAAGUCCAUUCAGUAAUGGAGGGAGUCCCACACUUGAAGGACAAGAUACAAAGUUUACAUAUUUCCCUGCUGUCAGUGGGACAGGUGUUGAAGCUUCACAACCUGAGGUCAUCUCAACAGCAGGCAUGGCUGGACAGGUCACUACUGCAGGAGGAUGGGCACAGGAUGGUUCUCUUGGUCAAGGUCAGUUUUAUGUGAUGAUGUCACCACAAGAAGUUCUCCAGGGACAGAGAAAUAUUGCACCUCGCACAGGAUUUGCCACACCUAAAGUUGAAGGGGCAAGGUCAGGGAGAGAUGACAGAAGGAGGGCCACUCAUAAUGAAGUUGAACGACGAAGGAGAGAUAAAAUUAAUAACUGGAUAGUUCAGUUAUCAAAAGUAGUACCAGACUGUUCCUCCGACCAUACAAAACAAGGGCAGGUAACCAAUAAAAGUAAAGGAGGAAUUUUAUCAAAAGCUUGUGAUUAUAUAACUGAAUUAAGAACAUCAAAUGCUAGAAUGGCUGAAAAUUUAAAAGAAUCUGAACGUUUACAAGUAGAUCUUGAACUUCUCCGACAACAGUGUGAAGAACUGAAAAGUGAGAAUCAAAUAUUACGGACACAAUUACAGCAGCAUGGUAUCAUCCCAGACAUUUCUGGAACAGGAUCAUAGUGCCUUAUUAAAGCAUGUCUCAUUUUAUCGCAUUUGAUUGUAAACAAUCAAAAGGGGGCAUGUCAGAACUUCCUUUCUGACAGUAGAUAAUGUAACAUAUGGUAGCCAUUCAUUAUUGAUAACCAUUAGAAAAUAGUUUUCAACCCUUUAGGAGGUUUUUCACAGUAAUUGCAGCUGAAUUCCAGAGCAGAAUCAAAGGGAUACACUGAAAAUAGUUCUAUUCUACAAUCAUAUUGUUUGGUGGUACUGAAUUGUUAUUUUUCACUGGCUUACAUUGUUGCAUGGCCAUUUUAGCAGAAUAUGCAGUGCUAUGGACAAAAUUUCAUGCAAUGUUUGUAGACAGUAGCAUUUUGAGAGGAAUGAUUCUUAUUCCCGUCUGUCUCAGAAGAGGAAAAAUUGUAUGUAGAAAAAUGAAACAUUAUAAUCUUAUGACUAGGUACCACAGUAAAACCUGUUUUAUCCAAACCUAUUUGGGACUUGAGACUUUUUGGGGUUUUAGACGAUGUUCUGUUUUAUCAGGUUCACAACGCUUACAGUUGGUAUGACAUUGUUUAAGAACAUGUUUGGUUGAUACAGGUUUUCGGUUUAGCCAGGUCUCACUGUCUAGGUAUUCAUAUCAGAUAUUUGAAUUAUUUAUAUGUUAUUACAUUGUACUUGUAUAACUUAUUUCUGAUUUUCUGGUUAUUUAAUUAUUUUUUUGAGAAACAAAAUGCAAUAUUAUUUAGAAAAAGUUCAAAAAAAAUAAUAAUUGUAAAAUCAUUCUUCACUAAUGCAAUUUUUCAAAUUAAUUAAAAUCUUAACCAUUAGCUUUGAGAGGGAGAGAGAAAAAAAAUGUUUGUUUAUUGUGCUUUAUACAAGAUAAGUUCUAAAAUUACACAACUUACAAAAACCAGUUGAAGCUUUCUGGGGCCUUGUUCAAACAAUGUAUUGUGCAUAAAACUUUUUAAAGAGACGGGUUUAAACUUUUGAAAAGACAUUUCACAAACAAUUUCAAUGGCUUUACAUGUAAUUUGUCUUUUAAAAAUUAUAUCAACUACUAAAACUUUAAAGUGUCCACUUUUCAAACUUUUUCCUAACUCAACUCUGACAUUGCGUGUGACCUUUCUUUUUACAUUUUAUUCAUCCUCUUAAGGAUGUACUUAGGUGAAGUAAGGUGAAGGGAAUAAAUUAAGAAGUUAAAAUUGAUACUAUAAGCUGGUAGAGCAUCAAUUAAGGAUAAAAAUAAGCUAAAAAUAUUGAUAGGUCAUGGACCAACUUUUCGAGAUAUUUGAGAUUUAAAAUAUGGCGGGAAAAGGCUGACUCGGCAUUUUACCUUAUAUUUGCAUUGGUAUUAUUAAUAUGUCUCAUAGCAAAAGAAAGAAAAUUGAGAAUCUUCUAAAAUUUUGGUAAAAGAGCUAUUUAAUGAGCUAUUACGUCUUAUAUGAAAAAAUAAAUGGGUGUUAUGGGGCAAAAUAUUUUACAUUGUUUUGUAUGGAAAAACACUAAGGAGUCCGAACAUUUGACACAGAUUCAAAACCUCGCCUAAGUACAGUCAUAAUCAAUGGAGGAGAAAACAUUUUUGUUUUAUCAGGGGUACAAAUACAUUCAGUACCUUUUAUAAUUUUACUAUUUAAGUUUGAAAGAGUCAUUAAAAUAAUUAAAAUAUUUUAAUAAAUUUUAUUGAACAAUACAUAUUUUAUUUCACCAAAUAUUUUUCUGAUUAAAUUCAACAACUGAUCACUUUUAAAAGCAUGCAUAUGAGAAGCAGGUUUUCAACAUUUGAUAUAAAAAAAACGAGAAUUGCUUACUGUAAUCACAAUAUUCCCAGCACUUAUAAAGAUAAGAACCCAAAAAUAGAAUCAGAUUAAGAUUAGUAACUUUUCUACCAAUGUAUUUUCUCACUGAUAAAAGAACAUGUUCAUGAUUUCAUAAUUUCACUUGUUAAAACAUGAAGUUGAUACUUUCAUGACUUCUCAUAUAUCAUAAUGAUAAAUGGAUAACAUAUUUAAUUUCUUUAAAUAAAAAACCUGCCUGGUUUGUUUUAUUUAUGCAAUUGGGAAGAUUUAUACCAAUCUGAUUAAAAUGUAUUGUCUUUUAUUCCUGAUGACACAUGUUGCAUGAAAAUCUAUUGAUUCCUUAUACCAUAUAGCGGAUUAUUUUCACGGAAGUAAAAUUUUCGUGACUUUCAUUGAAUAAGGUAUAAAUGAAAUAUUCAAUAACAAUACAUUUGCAUGCACACUUUUAAAUUGGCGGAAUUUAUAUUGCCGAUUUUAUUCUAUCCACAAAAAUAAGUGAAAAUUAACACCGUGCAAAAAUAACCUGCUAUACGGUAUAGGAUGAAAACUUGUUGAUAACAGAUUGGCAUUAAUUUUUUAUGUAUUGAACAUAAAACAGUAACAACUUAGAAUCUACUUUUAAUCAAGUUUGGAAUUAUACACGUAAAAUGUAACUCUUUAUGUUGUGUUUUGUUUAAAUGGCAAGAUUACAUGUGAUCAUGUUUGUAAAAUAUGGCCUUAUCUGUAAAUGUGUAACAUUGUAAAUAUAAAAGAGUUUUUAUGACAAGUGUUAUAUUGAUGUAUAUUUUAUUUGACAUUUUUUAUUUACAUGGAUUACAGUAGAUAGAAAAGUAGAGCAUUGUAAAAAGAUUAUAAUAUUAUAUACUGACUUAUGGUUUCAUUGGAACACUGCAAAAUAGAUAUAGGAAGAUGAUUCUCACCUCUACCUGACCUUGAAAAUGAAAAACGUUUUUCUUCAAUGUAGAUUCCUUUUGAUCUUGCUGACUGACAAUUUCCUUUCUCAGGGAAGUCAAGUGAUAUAAAAAAUCAUCACUGGAAACGAAUGGGGGAACAUGUACCCAUUGUCAAUGAAAUUUACAAUAUCGUCAUAGGUUAAAAAAGCUAUAAACAGGUUAACAUUGGUCAUCUCAACUGGAAUGCGUUUUUUCACUUUCACCAUACCAGCUCAAGCGAGAAAAUCAAUCUCGUGGAGAUUUCCAACAAUAAUCUCUAAAUAUAUAUAAUUGCAGAACAGAGAUAAACUGAUACUGAUUCUUUAGAACCAAAAGUAUGUUUGGUUUUAUUUGUUGCUUGAAUGAAAAUUUCAAAUUCAGUUUGAAUUGUAAAUUUUUUUAUGAGGCUUUACUUAUUUUUAUGAUGGAACGAUAUCCAUAUAUGGUAAGAAAAGAACAUUUAAAAUACACAUGCAUGUAUAUCAUAUAUAUAGAUUUUUAUUUUCAAAUUUCCAGUGGUCAUGAUCAACUGUUAUAUGUUUACAAUCUAAAGCUGAUUUUUUUUAUGCUUUGUUUAUUUAAAUUUUCACUGCCUGAAGAAAAGAAUCAUUGUCAUAGAUAUUAAAGGAACUUAAUUUUAACAAUGCUACAUCAUUUGAAGGUCAAAUCUGUGAGUUGUCAAAUAGCUUAUUUGAAAUGAAAUCCAAAAAUUGUAAAAAAACAUGAUACAGUUCAUUGUCACAGUAUUUUUAGUUCAUCCAAAUUUGUUAUAGAUAUAAAUGCUAAAAAAUGUAAACUAUAAAUACUAUCAUAUACAUUUCAUUAAAUGAAAGUACGACCAAAACAAAAAGAUCUGUGUAUUUCAUUUGCAUAGCAUUUGCUUGAUAUCAUACCAUUUACCAUUUAUUUUUUUGUAACAAUCAGGUUCAUUGCUAUAAAUAAAGUGCAUUGAAUUAUCAUAAUUGUAUGUGUCUCAUAAGUAAAAAAAUACUACAGUUUCAUUGAACUUGAAGAAUUGAGAAGUUAUUUGAUCAUUAUAAUUUAUUUAAUGUAGACUUUAUAAAAAAAAUAAAUGCAAAUUCUUGUCAUAUUCAAACUAAUCAAAUAAAGUAUUCACUUACAGUUUUGGGUUGUUUUUUUUUGUACGAAAUUUAUUUUUCACAAACAUUCUAAAAACCAAAUGCCAAAUCCAAUAUGAAAUUAAUAUUUGUAUCAUACCAUUCCUUAAAAUCAAAAUAAAAAAAAAAGUUAAAAAAAACCCAGCAUUCUGUAUUAUCAGCAUUCACAAAAAAAGUUCUUUCAAGGAAACCUUAAUUCUGAAUAUAUUCAAAAACAGAAAGGAUAGUAGCAUAAUUUCGGAAAUUCAAUUGCAAAUAAAUAUUGAGGUAUUAAUUUUAAAGAUGA